AUGGCGCCAGUUCGAGCAGCAGUUCGCCCGGUGACCGCCAGCGGCCUCGAGGAGUUCAAAGACUUGGCCCUUCCCCUGGACGUCCACGUGCUGCAGCACGACGAGGACACAGAGACAGUGUACGUGACUGUGCCGAAUGAGAGCGCCAUUGCUGCUCUCGAGCAGCUGCCAGGCUAUUCGGUCUCCCGCCUAGCAGCAGAAACGCAGCAGCAGCAGCAGCAGCAGCAGCAGACGACUGUUGCUGAUGCUGCAGCAGACAGCUACCGAGUGCAUACCACGACGGGCGGGCCGAGGAGAAAGGUGCUGCCUUCUGGAGAUUUGUUUUAUCUGAUUACCGACAUCAAGUAA
Molecule: messenger RNA, 348 nt
Organism: Eimeria tenella
Lineage: Eukaryota; Apicomplexa; Conoidasida; Eucoccidiorida; Eimeriidae
Exons: 3
Coding region: 1-348 (115 amino acids)
Source: RefSeq, a predicted model, not a curated record